ACUGGAUGAGUUUUUAUGUCUAAACGGUUCCUACUGUUGUUGGUUUCCAAGUUGUUAAGAUUCACGAAAUCGGACGACGAGCAUGGUAGUUGCGUGUGUUCCGCAGGGCAGGAAACCGCAUCAUCUAUUUAUUGGUUUUGUGGUCCAUAUUGUUCGCUUCUGCAGCGAGAAAAUGGAGUGCUGCUGCAGUCCAGUGGGUCUUUAUGCUCGGCCGUCUACCUUCGCUCUUCUCAAUCCUCAGUCUUGUUGCAGGGGAAAUCUUCAUCACACAGUUGUGGAACUUCUGAUAUUUUACAAACCAAAGUGCUGUCUUUUCGUUCUAAGAAAUUUUUUCAAAUUACACACAGAGAGGGCAAGAUCUAUCACGAGAGGACGCUCUCUUUUGUAUCUUCAAAACCUUCCAAGUGGACUGUAUUUGCUGAGUCUGGCCGUCAAGCUUGGGAUUUUGGUAGAUUUUUCAAAACAUUAUAUUUCUUCAAUGGACCUCCAAAUCCUUUUAAGUUUGUUGCAUAUGUGAUUGAAAAACUAUCAAGUGCAACAUCUCCAGAAUCAUCCAAGGAAAUGAAAACAUCUGGUGUGGUCUUAGUAACUGGAGCAACUGGUGGUGUUGGGCGAAGAGUAGUCAACAUCUUACAGAAGAAAGGCAUCCCCGUCCGUGUUCUGGUUAGAAAUGAAGAAAAAGGAAGAAGAAUGCUAGGGCAAGAUGUGGACCUGGUUGUUGGAGACGUUACCAAGAUGAAUACACUAUCUCCUGAGUACUUUAACGGCGUUAAGAAAGUAAUCAACACUGUGUCCGUUAUUGUGGGUCCCAAGGAGGGUGAUACUCCUGACAGGUCGAAGUACAGCCAAGGAAUCAAAUUUUUUGAACCUGAGAUAAAGGGAGAUUCGCCUGAAAAGGUAGAGUUUAUAGGAAUGCAAAACUUGAUCAAGGCUGUAAAGGAUAACAUUGGUCUUCGGGAAGGGAAAUUGCUCUUUGGGAUUAAAGGUAAUUUGUCUGGGAAGCUACUUUGGGGUGCCCUUGAUGAUGUUGUCAUGGGUGGUGUUAGCGAAAGUACAUUUGUUGUUGAUCCUACUGGUAGUGAAGAUGGUGGACCUUCUGGCAUCUUUAAAGGUGUUGUUUCGACCACAAAUAGUGGUGGCUUUACAAGUAUCAGAACAAAGAAUUUUCCUGUACCUGAAGACCUUUCAGCAUAUGAUGGUCUAGAACUAAGGGUUAAAGGUGACGGUCAUCGUUACAAGCUCAUAUUACGCACUAGUGCCGACUGGGAUACUGUGGGAUAUACUGCAAGCUUUGACACUGUAGAUGGGCAAUGGCAGACGAUUCAAAUACCUUUUUCUUCAUUAAAGCCGGUGUUCCGAGCUGGGACGGUCAGAGAUGCUGUGCCCUUUGAUCCAAGAACAAUUAUUUCAUUUCAGCUAAUGUACAGUAAGUUUGAAUACGAUGGAAAGCUCAACCCAAAUUUCGUCGAAGGUGCAUUUCAACUUCCAUUCUCAAGAAUAAGGGCAUACAUCAAAGAGCCAAUUACUCCAAGGUUUGUUCAUGUGAGUUCCGCCGGGGUUACUCGACCGGACAGGCCUGGCCUUGAUUUAAGCAAACAGCCCCCUGCUGUACGCUUGAAUAAGGAGUUAAACUUCAUCCUUACAUAUAAAUUGAAGGGAGAGGAUUUGAUAAGAGAAAGCGGUAUUCCUUAUUCAAUAAUAAGACCCUGCGCCUUAACUGAGGAGCCUGCUGGUGCAGAUGUUAUUUUUGAUCAGGGAGAUAAUAUAACGGGAAAGAUUUCAAGAGAAGAGGUUGCGAGAAUUUGUAUUGCAGCUUUAGAGAGCCCUUAUGCAUGCGACAAGACCUUUGAGGUUAAAAGCACGAUUCCAUUCAGCGAAACAUUCACAGUGGAUCCAGAAAACCCACCACCGGAAAAGGACUACGAUGAAUAUUUCAGGACAUUGAAAGCAGGAAUAACUGGAAAGGAGUCGCUUGAGCCGAGGCCCGUGCUGGCUUGAAAGGUUUGAAAUCACAUUCAGACUAUAACUUUUAUGCUGUUUCUUUCAUGUUUGAUUGAUUAGUAGCUGAAAGACUUGUCCAGCAAUUGAGCUACCAAAUGUCAACUAUUUCUGUAUAUUUUUUGAAAAAUUUUGGGUUAUAUAGUAACCGAGAUGUUCAUAGGUACUGUUUUUGCAUGUGAUUUACAAAAUUUUAGCUUGGACUA
Messenger RNA from Dendrobium catenatum, 2204 nucleotides. RefSeq lists its product as uncharacterized. The record is from RefSeq and is a predicted model, not a curated record. Bases 16 to 1998 code for a protein of 660 amino acids. NCBI's taxonomy places the organism in Eukaryota, Viridiplantae, Streptophyta, Magnoliopsida, Asparagales, Orchidaceae. The transcript is spliced from 16 exons.